Messenger RNA from Petromyzon marinus (sea lamprey), 2190 nucleotides. Its product is annotated as biotin-dependent 3-methylcrotonyl-coenzyme A carboxylase beta1 subunit-like. Gene Ontology annotation, biological process: L-leucine catabolic process. The record is from RefSeq and is a predicted model, not a curated record. NCBI's taxonomy places the organism in Eukaryota, Metazoa, Chordata, Hyperoartia, Petromyzontiformes, Petromyzontidae. Gene Ontology annotation, molecular function: methylcrotonoyl-CoA carboxylase activity. Gene Ontology annotation, cellular component: mitochondrion; methylcrotonoyl-CoA carboxylase complex.
GGUGGUGGAGGUGGUGGAGGAGGUGGUGAGGGAGUGGAGGAGGUGAGGGGCCAAGGCGGGAGAGUUGGUGGAGGAGUCUCCGGCGGCUCUCGCGUGCUGGACGGGAGCGUGAGCCCCGCGCUGAGACACGUGUACGAGGCGAACCUGAGACGCAGCCUCGGCAUGGAGGACAGGAUGCAGGGUGCCCUCUCGCGGGUCCGCACAGCCUCAUCCGCCGAUGCCAUCACACGCCACACACAGCGCAACAAGAAGCUGCUGGCGAGGGACAGGCUCUCUCUGCUGCUCGACCCCCCCUGGAGCCCAGGAACCCCGCACACAUCCCCACAAGGACCCCUGGGAGCCCUGAGCCUACAGGGGGUUUCUCCCUUUCUGGAGCUGAGCCCCAUGGCUGGGAUGGACCUCCCUGAAGGAGACGUGCCUGGAGCAGGGUGCAUAACGGGUGUGGGCCGUGUUGCCGGAUCAUGGUGCGUCGUCGUGGUGAAUGACGCCACUGUGAAGGGCGGCUCCAUGUACCCGAUCGCCGUCAAGAAGCAGCUGAGGGCCCAGGAGGUGGCGCACAUGAAUCGGCUGCCGUGCAUCUACCUGGUCGACUCGGCUGGGGCCUUCCUGCCUCUACAGGCAAAAAUCUUCCCAGACCGCGAGGACGGAGGCCGCGUGUUUUACAACGAAGCCGUCAUGAACGCCGUUGGCAUCCCUCAGGUGGCGGUGGUGCUGGGGUCAUGUACGGCAGGGGGAGCGUACGUGCCCACGAUGGCUGGCGAGGCGGUGAUGGUGGGGGGUGUGGGAAGUCUGUAUCUGGGGGGGCCCCCCCUCGUCCGCGCCGCCACCGGGGAGAGGGUGACCCCCGAGGAGCUGGGGGGGGCGAGGAUGCACGCCAGUGUGAGCGGCUGCAUCGACCACUUCUCUGAGACGGAGCAAGAGGCGCUGGAGCUCACUCGGAAUAUAGUGUCCACUCUGACACCGGAGAACCCCCCCAGUGAGCCGGGCACCCACUGGGAGGAGCCCCUGUUCUCUGCAGCGGGGCUCAGGGGUCUGGCCCCUAAGAGCUUCAGCCACAAUCUGGAUCCCCGGCUCGUGCUGUCUCGCAUUCUGGAUGGGAGUCGUUUCCUGGAGUUCAAGAGUCUGUACGGAGACACGCUGGUCACAGGGAUCGGAGACAUCAUGGGUGUCCGUGUAGGUGUGGUGGCGAACCACGGGUUUCUCUCUGCCCGUGCUGCGCUCAAGGGAAGCCAUUUUGUGUCACUGUGUGAGCAGAGGGGAAUCCCCCUCAUCUUCCUGCAGAACACGGCCCCCACGGGGUCACGCCCGGACAUGGACACGGAGGAGAUUGUCCGCUCUAGAGGAGCCAUGAUGGCCUCUGUUGCUUGCGUCUCGGUUCCCAAGAUCACGGUGGUGAUAGGAGGGAGAUAUGGAACAAGCAGCUAUGCCAUGUGCGGUCGAGCCUUCUCUCCACGUUUCCUCUUCCUGUGGCCCGGAGCGAUAACCAGGAUGGAGUCUGAACAGAAAAAGCUAGGUGAUGAAACAUCGUCUCUCUACUCUACGGCGCGGAUUUGGGACGAUGGAGUCAUCCUUCCGCAGGAUACGCGCACGGUGCUGGGCUGGUGUCUCCGGAUCGUCUCCACGCAGAGACAGCCCCUCCCCAUCUCCCCCAUGCCCCCAAUCCGCUUUGGAUGACCCCUCACUUCUAACCCUGUGGGGUGAUGGGAGGGAGCGGUGAAACAAAUGCGGCAGAGUGCACGUGGCCUUAAUAGGGGCUCACAAACUGUAAGAGUGGUGUUUGUGCCUUGAUGGAGCUUUAAUUCGAGACGUUUGCUCACACAGUGUGUGGUUUUUAUUGCGAUUCCGUGUGCCUUCCUAUGUCUCAUGGGGAGGCCCUGUGUCUCCAUGUCCCUGUCUUAAGUCUUCCCCUGUCUUUAAGUAUCUUUGUCUGUCCAUGUCUUUGUAUUCUCAUCUCCGUGUGCCUCUGUGUCCCUGUGUCUCGUUCUGUCUCAAUAUCCAGCUGUCCCCAUUACAGUGUUUAUUGUUUUUUUUGUCUCUUCCCUGUCUCCAUAUCCCACAGUCUCCAUGUCCCCAUGUCUCCAUUCUGCCUUGUAUCCCAUUUCUCUGUUUUCUUGUCUUCUUAUCUGCGAUAAUUGUGCAAAAACAAUGCAAUUCCUCUUUGAGUUUCAAUAAAGGAAGUAAUCACUGUCA